AUGUUUGGUGGUGAGCGUGAAAUAUUAAGGUGGAGCUACUACAAAGGCGAGGCUAUCGGCUUCGAUGACGAUUUCUGCACCAACUCUUUGGUCUCGACGAAACAACAACAACAUCAUCAUCCACCGCCGGCGGAACAUCCCACCAGUUCAACGACUACAAAUAUAUUCUCAUCUCCAACAUUUGGUCUGUGGGAGCCUGAAUGGGGUGCAAUAACGAGCAAACAACACUGCCCUGCUGCUGCCAUGUAUCUUGCGUCGGAAACCCUGGAUGCUACGAAUUCCAUCUUUACCGCACCUCCUUUGACUCGAGCCCCGGCCUUGCUUGUGUUAGAUAGCAUAGUCGCUCUGGGAAAUGGCGAUUCCCAACUUCAAAGAUGGUCCUCGUUGAUCGGAAUCGUCACUGCCAUUGUAGGCAACAUCCUGAUAUCCUUCGCCUUGAAUAUCCAAAGAUACGCGCAUAUAAGACUACACGAGGAGAGGUCUCAGGCUAGGGAGAAGGCAAAGGCUGCUAUGAGGAAUGCCAAGGGUGGUGGAUACGGGACAGUAGAGACAGCUGGGCACCUUGAGAUUGAUGUGGAAAACGAGCAAGAUGGUGGGGGAGAGGACGAUCCUUUGCGGCGGUCAUUCCAGUCGAUGGAUUCCCAGUCCUCGACAUGUUCACAACACGAAUCGAGCUACUUACAAUCACCGUACUGGUGGGGAGGUAUCAUUCUGAUGACAGUCGGAGAGGCAGGGAAUUUUCUGGCAUAUGGAUUUGCACCUGCAUCAAUUGUGUCUCCGCUGGGAGUUGUAGCUCUCAUAUCCAACUGCGUUAUUGCGCCGAUUAUGCUGAAAGAGCCCUUUCGACUGAGGGAUUUCUGGGGCGUGGUAAUUGCUGUAGGCGGAGCUGUUACGGUCGUGCUGAGUGCAAAGACCCAAGAGAAGAAAUUGGGACCCCAUGAAAUUUUAGGUGCCAUAACGACAACUGAAUUUGAAAUAUACAUGGGCGUUACUAUCUUCUUGAUUGGGGUGCUGUUGUGGGCGAGUCCAAGGUACGGUAACAAGACGAUAUUAGUUGACCUCGGGCUCGUGGGCUUAUUCGGUGGAUAUACGGCUCUUUCUACUAAAGGCGUUGCAUCGAUGCUCUCAUACACCUUAUGGAGAGCUUUGACGACCCCGGUUACAUACAUUUUGGUUGUCGUUCUUGUGGGCACGGCUAUCAUGCAAGUUCGAUAUGUCAACAAGGCUCUGCAACGAUUUGACUCGACCCAGGUCAUCCCUGUGCAAUUUGUCAUGUUCACUUUAUCAGUCAUUAUUGGAAGCGCAAUCUUGUACCGAGACUUUGAAAAGAUGACCAGAGAGAAUGUGGGGAAGUUCAUUGGAGGCUGCCUCUUGACAUUCUUUGGCGUUUUCCUCAUAACGAGUGGUCGAGAUCGCCAUGACGAUGAAGAAGACGAGGAGAGUGAAGAGGAGGCAGAAGAACGAAUCCGUCUUGCGGACCAAGAACCAAGUUGGGAGGAAACCAUGGACCAUGAUGGUGAUCGAAGGUUUGACUCUACACGAAGGACUCAAAAUGCGCCUCCAGCUUCGAGGAGAUCGUCGAAAAUCAGCUUUGCAGAUACCCUGUCGCGACCUCGUACUCCUCAUAUGCAAUCCAAUACCUCUUAUCCAUCCGUACGAGUACCUUCUUCGAUCAUGUCAUCGGACGGCGCGGAAGAAACCCCUCUUCUUAACAAUGCCUGGAUAUCAUCAUCCGAUGACCUGCUCACUCCACGCCAUCCGGGGAUGAUAAGCUCUAGUUCAUCUCCUAUGUUGCCUUCCGAAGCACAAAUUUCGCCGGCCGAAUUGCUGAAACCCGCUGCGCCAGAUAGGUCAUCGUCACAAGGCAAUGUUCAUACACAUCCAAACUUACAGCAAAGCCCCGCACCACCUCCCGCCGACCGGCCAAUGACACCCGCAGCAAGACAUUCCAUCGCUAGAAUGAUGCCUGGACCUUUACUGUCGCCUCUUUCUGGUGGGCUAAGUGUAGUGGUUGCGGAUUCAUUGCGCCGAGGAGUUGAUUCUCAAGGAGGGAAGAAAUUCAGGCGUGGGCGCCUGAAUCUGCGAAGAUCAAAAUCCACCACACAGGGACUCCUGACACACUCGGCCGACGUAAGUCAUGAAGAAUUAGCAACGUCGCCGUUGAAGCAUGUCAGCACGAACGAGCAAGUGAGCAAGUCGCUAGGUACGGAAUCAGGAACCGAGUGGUCACGAUUAACCAGGGCACGAAGUCUGAGCAAUACCUUGGGGGAUCUGUUCCGGGGGAAGCGGCAAAGAUUGGAAAACCACGAUAGUGGUGGGGAUGAAGAGGCUGGUCCUAGCGGGUCGUAA
Molecule: messenger RNA, 2349 nt
Organism: Lachnellula hyalina
Lineage: Eukaryota; Fungi; Ascomycota; Leotiomycetes; Helotiales; Lachnaceae
Gene: NIPAL2
Product: NIPA-like protein
Exons: 3
Coding region: 1-2349 (782 amino acids)
Biological process (GO): magnesium ion transport
Cellular component (GO): membrane
Molecular function (GO): magnesium ion transmembrane transporter activity
Source: RefSeq, a predicted model, not a curated record